Guillardia theta CCMP2712 is the source of this 3777-nucleotide messenger RNA. RefSeq lists its product as hypothetical. The record is from RefSeq and is a predicted model, not a curated record. The coding region runs from base 1 to 3777 and encodes 1258 amino acids. NCBI's taxonomy places the organism in Eukaryota, Cryptophyceae, Pyrenomonadales, Geminigeraceae. The transcript is spliced from 3 exons.
AUGACCAUGAGCAACACAAGUCAGAAUGAUGAUAUUGAAACGGCGUCGCCCGUGGAUGCAAGGACUGAAAUUGCACUUUCGACCAUCAUCGAGGUCAAUCACGCGUCUUUUCUGGAUGCUUUUGUGCGCAACUACACGCAGCAGCCCGGUAACUUCAUGGACCUUGCCUUGAAGGACAGGCACGUCUACCGUCACGAUCCCCUCCUGUCUGUCUUCUCAUGGGAGCCCAUCACUUCCUUCAUGACCUCGAGAGCCGGUCAGCUCAUCGCUCUGCUCGUGGCCGUGCCUUGGCUGGUGGUGAGGAUAUACGAGGUCGCAGCUCUCCGGCAGCAAGACUUCUUCUUCCCAUCAAUCAGCUCGAUGCAUGUCAUCCUAGAGCCGCGCGCGAUACCCAGCAACGUGUCGUGCGGCUGGGAUGCGCGUCUGGAGCUGCUGAGCUGGUUCUUCCCUCCGCUUGCUCUGCUGAUGGCGGGGAUCGGAGCAGCCUUGGACAGAGUGCAGUGGGUGAACAAGAUCUUUGUUUUCUUCGGAGCGCUCGACGCGGCCUGCAACAUGCUGAUAUUCCUUCGGCUGGAGGUACGGGGCGAUUACCACAAGACGAUGCUUGGGACACCUUCGUUUCUGUUUCUGCUCGUCGCGGUCAAGGACGUGCUUCUGUUCCCCGGGCCGCUCCUGUACAGCGAGUCGUCGGCGAUCGAGCUGGGGCUGCUCUCGAACGUGGUGUACGCGUGUGCAGCAGGGGCGUGGUUGGUGUCGUAUCAGAGCAUCAUCGUGAUCAUCGUGCUGAGCAUGGUCUUGAUGCUGCGACGGGCGCUGGUGUACCGGGGGGAGCGGAUGAUCGCGGGGGAUCGGGCGGCGUUUUGUAGGGAGUGGGAAGGGCUGGCAGACAGGAGCAAGGAGGCGAUCCAGCACCUGUCGAAGCAAGUGAGGGAGUAUACAAGUACGAUGGCCGAGCGCGUGGCGAGGGCAGACGACGAGACGGCAGAAGACGCUGAGGCGAGGUCGAGCCUGAGGCAGCUGCACACGCUCUACGGGAGUGGUCGAAGCCUCACAGAGACGGUACAAAAGGGGACGUUUGUCGUAGAGCAGCGAUCGGCCGCGGGGCCGGUCAACAGCCUGGACCAGCUGUACGCGCACGCGGUGCUGAUAGAGCCCAUCUUCAGGGAGAAGGCGCUGGGGCUUGCGGCGGAGGCCAAGGGGAUGAUCCCGCUACGGCUGAGCGCGGAUGACAAGAGAGAGUACGUGCGGCUGGAGGACAUCCGGGGGGACGUGAUCUUGAUGAGACACGUGGAAUGGCCUAGAAUCAAGAACGUCGACCGCGCCAUCGACAAGAUCCUCCGCCUGUGCGAUGGGCAGACGUCGAGGCUGCUGGACGUGGUGCGGCAGUGCAUCGUCUUCGAGCGGCUCGAGGACCUGUGCGAGUGUCUGGAGCGGAUCCUGGGAGACCCCGAGAUCGUGGUGAUGAGGAUCAAGAACAGGCUGGACCCGAGCUUCGACGCGCGGACGACGGGGGGGUACCGAGACGUGGCGGUGAACCUACGGGUGGUGACGGAGAGGACGAGGGAGCUGGGGGUAGCGGGGCAUGUGUGCGAGCUGCGGCUGGGGGUGAUGGGGAUGCAUGUGCUAUCGACACGGGAGCGGCGGCUGCGGUACCGAGGGGUGAAGCAGGUACUGAGGUACGAGAGGGCAUGGUGGAGCAAAGAAAAGGUUUGCUCCAAGGUUGAAAACGUUUCCAUCCAAGUCAGCAUGAGCCAAGUUUCGGAGUCAAUUGAAUCGACCCAAGAAGGGUUGAGCCGAGCACAGGGAAGGAUGCAGACAUUUGAGCAGUGUGAUGAUUGUCCACAGAGCUCUUUCAUGAAGUACAAGGGCAAGUACCCGGGGGGUAUCAUGGACGAGAAGCUACGAAACAUCGUUACUGGGAUACAGAAUACCAUGACCUCGAGCGUCAUCUUCUCCUCCAACCCUGUCAAAAAUACGUUACAAAAGGUGACAACGCAGGUCGUUCUUCUUGCCGUCGCGGGCUUUCUCACUUACAUGUACGUCGCAUCCCUCAAUGUCAGUGGAUUCCUCGAGAACAAAGCUACUUCAGUUUACGUCGCAAGAUUGCACAUACAAGAAUACCGCGAUCAAGCUCCUCGCGCCUCCAUUCCCAGCGCCUCCGUCUCCAACUUCUCUCUCAUGCUUGACAGCUGCAACCAGCGAUCCCCGGCGUCCACCAAGACGGUGAACAACACGCUCUACUUCUUCUUCGCUCCGCCGGCGGAGGCCAACGGCUGGCACUUCAGCCUCAACCCUGACAAGCAGCUGGCGGGCUACGACCCGAUCGCCUUCAACCUCUCGAUACUGGAGCGGCCGGUGGGGAGCGGGGAGGAAGUAGAGAGUGUGUCGGGGAAGGCGUGGAAGGACUGGACGAGCUUCUCGUGCAGAGAGAGGCCGGGGAUGGGAGUGUGCAAGGAAGGCGAGGCGUACAGGGGGGCACGGAUGUACUUCAACGUACAAUAUCUAGUGUUUCGCAUCCUUGCGAUUUUGAUCUCGAUAAUUCAGCCUCUUGUAUGUAUCUUGGCGGUAGUGACGGCAAGGCUAGGGUAUCGACGGGUACCGAAGACGAUGUUCGCGUCCUUGUUUCACGUGGUCGGAGUGUUUGAAAUCUUCUUCUUCGCGGUAGGCAACGAGACUACGGGGAGCGGCUUGAUAUGGGGCAUUGGGGACCUUUCUUUCGGGAUGGUCAUCGAGUUUCGAGAGCAGUACAUGAUGACAGUCCUGCCGUUCUACAGCAUCUUCACCUCGGUCGGGGUUUCAAGCCUCGUCACCCAUGGAUACAAGCGUGUUCCGGACAUAUCGAAUCUUGGAUGGAGCAACUUCCCCCUGAUAGCGAUGUGGUUGUACUUCACUAUAGGCAGAAAACUCCACCUGCACAGAGCCUUCAAGAACGUCAAGUCGGAGCUUCUCAAGUACAACGACCUCUGGGAGUCUCUCUCUUCCUCUCAAACCAGUCGCCUGACCCUGGAGCGCAUCGGCCAGCUGGUCUCGCAGGUCCAAGUCCCGACCAGGCUGGCUCAGAGCCGCGUGCAUGACCCCGACAGCCCGCUAGAGGAGUCGUCGAGCCCGCUGGAGUGGAUGCUGAGGAAGAGCCAGGGCGGCUCCUUCUCCCUGCGUGUGCCGAGCAAGAGCGUGUGGCCGCUGAGCAAGGACCCGCGGGUGGUGUCGCUAGACCAGCUGUACGCGCAGGCGGUGUUUGCCGACCCGAUCUUCCGGAAGAAGGUACAAGAGCUUGCGGAGGAGUCGAGGGGCUUGUUCCCGGCUCUGCCUUCAGGUAGCGAAGGGUUGGUGGAGUGUAUCGGGUGGAGGGAGGCAAAGGAGGACGAGGAGCUUCAGCAGCGGAUCCGAUGGGCGCCGAUGAAGAGCGUGGACCGGGCGGUGGAGAAGCUCGUGCGAUCCUACAACAACGACGUGUCGAGGCUGCUGGACGUGGUGCGGCAGUGCAUCGUCUUCGAGCAGCUCGAGGACCUGUGCGAGUGUCUGGAGCGGAUCCUGGGAGACCCCGAGAUCGUGGUGAUGAGGAUCAAGAACAGGCUGGACCCGAGCUUCGACGCGCGGACGACGGGGGGGUACCGAGACGUGGCGGUGAACCUACGGGUGGUGACGGAGAGGACGAGGGAGCUGGGGGUAGCGGGGCAUGUGUGCGAGCUGCAGCUUCUGGUGAAGGGGUUUAUGGAUCUAAGGACGACGGAGGGGCACAAGAGGUAUGUAGCGUAUAGGAACCUGAGAUGUGAGUGA